CUGCGGUUUGAAACGCAAGCCGUCCUCUCUUUUUGGGGUUUCAAUUCCCCUCCCCCACUCCCCUUCCAUAAAUUUCUCUUUGUAUCUUCUUUUCCAAUAGAAUCCAAAGCUUCUUUUUUCUUUCCAACUGCACACUCCGAAUAGAAAAAACAUGGUCAGCGAUGUUGAAUUAGACAGAACCACAGAGACUAUUAAGUUUCUCUGCAGUUACGGUGGUAAGAUUCUUCUACGACCCGUUGACGGAGAGAUCCGUUACAUCGGUGGUCACACCAGAAUUCUAGCCGUCAAUCGUUCUAUAUCCUUUGCAGAACUCAUGGUUAAGCUUGGAGAAUUUUGUGGAUAUUCCGUGGAAUUGAGGUGUCAAUUACCGAAUGGAAAUUUGGAGAUGCUAGUUUCUAUAAAAUCCGAUGAGGAAUUGGCGCUUCUCGUUGCAGAAUAUGAUCUGUGUUGUCCUGGUUCGAAGAUUAGAGCCGUUCUCUCUCCUCCGAAGUCUCUCAAAACCGUCUCUCCUCCUCCGUCAACUCCUGCAAGUGUCGAUUUCUAUCCAGUGAAAUCGCCUUUUAAUCCCUUCAAUUAUCAACGAUCUGGAAAAUAUUCAUCGCCGAUCAGAUAUCCCAUCGGCGUUUUUAAAGACUCUGGCAGAAUUUAUUACAAUCCUUUUCAUGGACAAGGAGGCCUUGGAGUACGGUGUCGUGACCUUUGCUGCAACGGACAAGGAAACCCUAGAUUGCGGUGUUGUGGCCCUUUCUACAACAAGAACUGGCAUUAACGAUUAAAAGCCCCAAAUCUGGGAUUAGCUAAUUAGUUUAUACAAAUUAAGAACAUAGAUAACGGUAGGGAAAAGAAAAUUACUAAGGGAGGAUGAAAUUUUGAUUAUGUGAUUGAAAUGUAAAUUUGAAAAAGAAUUUUUUAAGUGCGUGAA
This is a messenger RNA of Hevea brasiliensis (rubber tree), 922 nucleotides long. RefSeq lists its product as uncharacterized. The record is from RefSeq and is a predicted model, not a curated record. Gene Ontology annotation, molecular function: protein binding. Lineage: Eukaryota; Viridiplantae; Streptophyta; Magnoliopsida; Malpighiales; Euphorbiaceae. The coding region runs from base 152 to 769 and encodes 205 amino acids. The transcript has 2 exons.